CGGGAAAAGGCCAAUCACGAAUGCGCCUAUGUGUGCGUAUACAUGACCUUAAGCUGUGCCGUCAUAUCAAGACAUUGACUGAAUGAAACUGGGUCUAUGGACCAUUUCGCGAUAAAUCGCCGUCACCGCCUCAUUCCGAUCGAGACACCAGUCCACAUCCCCGCCCACUAUGGGUUCAUCUUUGUGUAUGUUGAACCAGAAGACCGCUGAUAUCAGGGGGAAGUCAUGCAGACUGCCAUAGACCUGCUGCAGCCAGGCCGACUUGAUGUCAAUCUGCAGAAGUGCAUGAGCAUGAUGACAGAAAGAACGGAUUAGCAUCCGCCAUCACGUGUGUACCUCAGAUGCGCCUGCGCGGCCAGUGUGGAAAAGCGACGACGUUUCAGAGACCAUCAUCGGCUUGUUCAGCCGAGCAGCAACCUCGUUGUAGAAUUGGCCAACAGCACGGUAAAAUUUUCCUCGCUGAGAGACAGAGACAGAGAGAGAGAGAGAGAGAGAGAGGGGAAAACAAGAGAAAAGGAUGAAGAUCACAUUUCCACUAAUACGGACUUGCGCUACCUACCUGUGGAAUGACGUUGCACCCAAGUGCUCCUGCGCUGUCACAAUCGCCCCAAUGAUAAUAACUGCAACAGCCGACAGGCAUGCAAGCAGUGAGAGUGACGAACGAAGGGUCAGCGUCAGGGAGGGCACUCUCACCUCAUACCAAUCCAAUCAACCUAAACACACAGGCUGACUAUCUCUUUUUCUCACUGCAUGUGGCAGCUCUCUGUCUCUCACCGUGUCUGACGAGUUGGGGAAGAACUGCCAGUAGGGGUCUUCGCGGCCAACACUCGGAUUGGAGUACUUCUCUCCUGGCCAUGGAAAGCCUAAUCUGUUCGUGCAGCCCACUCAGAUAGACGACGAGUGGACGAAAGACAUCCAGAGGUGUCUCUGUUGACGUACUCGUAAUUGGGCGUCCACACCAUCGCGACGUGUGUCGUUCGAGCCUGCGUGACGAGCAGAAUCCAGGACGGGAGUCGUGAAGGUAGAGAUGGGACCCCACCUUGAUGAUUCGCGAGAACUCCUCAAACUUGCUCUUGUAGAGGGCGGGUUGCUGACCCCUGAUUGAUCGAUCGACGGAACGGAGAGACAGAAUCAGUUUGCGCGUGCCCUGUGAUCCGAUCAGUGCCUCGCUCACCAUGAGUACCAACUGAAAAAACAAGAAUGCCACCAAAAAGAAGCCGCAGAUGUAACCUUCAUUUGCCGAGCGGCUGCCGUGGGCUGCGUUGCGUACCUUCCGUUCAUCUCGUGAUUGAAACGGAGCCAGAUGGGUACUGAGUCCGACCAAAUGUUGAGGAAGUCUGCGAAAUCAUUGAUUUGCUGGACGCUGUAUGAGUGCAGCCCUACAACAAGCACACACAAUGGGCCGCCGCGGGGCUUUCAUGUGCCAGGCGUACCGCCGUCUGUCAUGACGGUCAGCGCGGCCAUCGCACCGUUCUCCUUGCACUCGGUAAGAAAGUCUGAGACGGACGCAUGUUCUUCGUGAGUGUCAUUCACCGCCUCGGGGAACUUGAUGAAGUGCAAAAAUGCCGCAUGCCUGCGCCGUGCUCAUACACGCUUCUCAUCCUCUCUCUCUCUCUCUCUCUCUCUCUGUGAGUGUGUGUGCCAGGUGUGUGUGAUUACCUCACUUGUGUGCGGGCGUUGAAAGCGGAUUGUGUCUGUCCCGUUUGCACCCCACGACAGAUACGAACAGCGGGUUGCCAUGUGACUGCCCUGCGUACCCACCUCCGGUGGCUGCAGGAUGCCUCCCAAGUAGACGCCAUUCGCUCCAAUAGCAUUCGCUGCAGAUGGCGGUCCCACUUGGGCCUGGCCACGCACACCAAAACGACCAGCACCAACAGCAACAAUGUCAACAGCGUCGGCGGCCUCAACACCAUCCAGCGGCGGUGCUGUUGGGACGAUGAUCGUGUCGCCUUCGUCUUGGCCACGCACGAAAAGCCCCUCGUACCAAUAACACAGGAGGAACACAGGCAGGCAGCGCAGCGACAUCGCGCAGAAGGCUACCGAGCGUGCCCAAAUAUACA
Vitrella brassicaformis is the source of this 2060-nucleotide messenger RNA. The record is from the annotation of a GenBank genome assembly. Lineage: Eukaryota; Vitrellaceae.